UCGCUACAUAGACACGUGAUGAGAGUAGCCCGUAUAAGAAGACAGCGGUUACCUGUCUAAUGUAACGAAGGUAGGCCACUACGCUGGAUGCCUGACAACGCAUUGUGUACUAAACACACAGUACAGAUUUAUCAUGCCACGUUUAGAUAUACUAUACGAUCUCGAAGCUAUGGCAGUUGAAUUAACAGUAGUAUAACUAUUUCUUUCAAUACGAUACAGAAACUUGGCUAAAACGGGAACAUAGAUCCAACAACGAUGUCAUCUAAUACAACAGCGUCGGCCUUCUCAUCAGCAAGCUUAGGGACAAUAGACAUCAUCGUUAUUGUCGUCUAUCUUCUUUUCUGCCUAGCUACAGGAGUAUGGGCCACACUCAGGACGGAGCGAGGCAGUGUCAGCGGUUAUUUUCUAGCAGGACGGGAUAUGCUCUGGUUUGCGAUAGGUGCUUCACUCUUCUCCAGUAACAUUGGCAGCGGGAGUUUCGUGGGAUUGGCAGGAACAGGGGCAGCCAAUGGCAUUGCUGUUGCUAGUUACGAAUUGAAUGGACUGUUCUGCCUGCUGCUGCUGGGGUGGUUUUUCGUACCAAUCUACAUUUCUAGUGGGGUAUAUACUUUACCCGAAUACCUGAUGAGACGGUUCGGUGGACAACGCCUCCAGAUUUAUAUGUCAGUUUUAGCGCUCCUCAUAUAUGUUUUCACCAAAAUAUCUGUUGACAUGUAUGCUGGUACCAUAUUUAUACAGCAGGCAGUAGGGUGGGACCUAUACGCCGGGGUUUUCCUGCUGUUAGGGAUAUCUACCCUGUAUACCGUCUCAGGAGGACUAAAAGCUGUGAUGUACACAGACACGUUACAAACUAUCAUAAUGGUGGCCGGAUCCAUUAUUCUUAUGGUGCUUAGUUAUAUAAAAGUAGGAGGAUUGGAAAAGGUGUAUGCUGAAUAUUUGCGCGCUAUCCCGGACAAGCGGAUAAAUGGUUCUACGUGUGGAAUACCUCCUGACAACGCCUUCCAUUUACUGCGGGAUGCCUCCUCGACUGAUCUCCCUUGGCCUGGCAAUGUUUUCGGGAUCACUAUUCUGAGCGCGUGGUACUUCUGCUCUGACCAGGUUUUGGUACAAAGAACACUGGCUGCAAAGAAUAUGCAUCACGUUAAGGGUGGAUCUAUAUUGGCGGCCUACCUCAAGAUACUUCCUCUGUUUACAACUGUGUUUCCUGGAAUGAUCAGCCGGAUUCUAUUCAAAGACCAGGUGGGUUGUGUGGACCCUGUCUUGUGUAAACAGAUCUGUGACAAUGCCGCCGGGUGUACCAACAUCGCCUACCCUAAACUGGUGGUGGAGCUAAUGCCUGAAGGAUUGAAGGGUCUGAUGUUAGCCGCAAUGAUGGCGGCCCUGAUGAGCUCUUUGACCUCUGUAUUCAACAGUACCAGUACAAUAUUCACCAUGGAUAUAUGGAGACGGCUACGUCCAAGGUCCUCUGAUGGCGAGCUCUUAGUUGUAGGAAGAAUAUUCGUGCUAGUUCUCGUCGCUGUAAGUAUUCUAUGGAUCCCAAUUCUACAAGCUUCCCAAGGAGGACAACUCUUCAACUACAUUCAGUCUGUCAGUGGAUACCUUGUACCGCCGGUUCUCUCCCUUUUCCUGCUUGCAAUGCUUUGGAAACGCACAAACGAAGCUGGAGCCUUCUGGGGUUUGAUGGUAGGCCUUCUAGUUGGACUUCUCCGUCUCGGGUUAGACUUUGGUUAUGGGACGCCAGCCUGUGGAGAAGAGGAAUUCAGGCCGGCAAUCAUUGCAAAAGUUCAUUUCCUACACUUCACAAUCAUCCUGUUCUUCAUCAGUCUGUUUACCACUAUAAUUAUAUCACUUAUCACGCAGCCGAUCCACCCAAAACAUUUAGUGAGACUGACAUGGUGGACGCGAUACAGUACCAUGAAAAGAGUUCCGUUUGAGGAAGAAGAGGAGGCCAACAGGAUAUCCGAGAAGGCUAGACAAAAGAGAAUAGCAGAUCUGAGGGAUAAACCAGAAGUGGUGGUGCCCAGAUGGAAGUCUUUUUUCUACCUGAUAUGCGGGUACGAACCUCCUAAGGAGGUUCUCAGCCCCGAGGGAGAUGAAACCAAACAGAGCAUGCUGACGGACAUCAGGGAGGAGCCACGGUGGAAACGCAUCGUCAACAUCAACGCAAUUGUCCUAAUGUGUAUAGGGAUGUUCCUGUGGGGCUUUUUUGCCUAGUGCAGUCGUCCAACGUAUCAGUCAAUUUGUUAACAUGUCCGAUCUGAAUUUCAUGUAAUUUGCUACGAUUUUCCUUCAUUACGUAACGUUAGACAGUUGUCAACUCUCUGUGUAUAAGAUGAUUUAAAACUGUCUUUUUUGUUAUCUGUAACAGCUCAACAUAUCUACAAUCGUAUCGUAAUGGUGGCAUUCACAUUGGUGCUCAACUAUGUCCUGCAAUGGACAUAAACGAUGUCAACCUUAAACAUUUUUUUUUAUCCGAUUAGCAUAGACUGUGUUUAUCUCUGUUUAUAGCAGUAUAAACUACUGUAACAGGGCAGUUUUUCAUGUAGAUGUUUUCAUUAGUCAGCACAUACAGAAUUAUCUGUUGAAGAUAAUACUACACCAGCUACCAAUUUACCUGCACCUGGUCAAGCAAUGAUAUUUCAAAAUAGGAACAAUGAACAGUAUUUGUUAUUGGUAACUGAUAACUUCACUUGUUUAAUUGGGUUUUUUCCACGACAAUGCUUAAGAACAACAUAUAAAAAUAUAGGCAGAAAUGUUGGAUAUUUUCUUAUUUAUAUAUAAUAAGAUAAAUUUGUACUACAAAUCUGCCACUGUUCCUGACUGGUGAAUGAUAUUUCGCUUCAUAACUAUAUCGAUAUAUAGUCUUUAUUUUACACGUGCAGAAAUCCUGUUAAAUGCAGAAUACUAAUUGUACCAUAAACUAUCAACAUAAUUUAAUUUUUCAUACAUAUUUUGAUUGAUUAAAGCUCACCAGCGAUGUUGGAGACCACAAUGCUAGACUCCUAACAAUGGGCGAUAGAAUUGAAACAAAUGAAUAAAUCUAAUAAGUUAGUUAGAGCUGAUAAAAGCGAGCUCAGUGCUGAGCACUUAUCAUAUAAUAAUUUAAAAAUUUAAAACAGUAUAUAGAUGAAAGGACAGUUUCUACUAAUCAGAUGUAACCUUGAACUACAGUUAGAGAUCAUUGUGUAUUAUCCAUGUCUGUUGUUGUAAGGUUACUUUAACUAAGUAACUGGUAAUGUACAUGUACGACUCAAAAGAAAAUCGUUGCAUUUCUCACAAUGUGUAAUCCUAAAUUCUGCCUUUUUCGACGUUAAUUUGUUUCUGUUUUCAUUGGCAUACAUUGGCAUACAUUUUAUAAUGGUGAAACAUAACACCCGGCUAUGUUAAAUUAAAAAGAGUUCCGGUGAGAAUUAUGAACGAAGAUUCUGAUGAGACUAGUUAUAAAGAGUAUGAGGAGACCUAGUUAUAAUGUUAUGAUGAGAGUAGUUUAUGAGAAUUGUAUAGGAUUAAUCAGUUAAGCUCCUUAUAAGGUUAAAAUAAAAAGGUUCUGAUGAGACGACUUUAUUUAGAAUUGGAUAAAAGUAGUAGAUUAUCAAGAUUAAAAUUAUAGUAGUAAAAUUACAAUCGGAGUAGUAGUAAUCCGAUAAGACAGGUCCAUUUAGAUUCUAUUGUUAGAAGUUUAAUUGGAUUGUGUUUGGACAAAUUUAUUACGAUUUUGGUGAGAAAAAUGCGUUAAUAUUUUUAAAUAAAAUAUUAAGAAGAUAACAGCUAUGUAAUAAUGUAUCUGAUGAGAAUAGUAUAUUACAAGUCUGACGAGAGUAAUAUAUUACAAUUAUGAUGAGAGAAAUAUAUUACGAAUUCUGAUAAAAGUAGUAUAUAACCAUUUUGAUGAGAGUAGAAUACAACAAUUCGGAUGAGAUUAGUAUAUUAUAAUUCGGAUAAGAGUAGUAUAUUACAAUUCUGAUGAGAUUAGUAUAUUACAAUUCUGAUGAGAGUAGUAUAUUACAAUUCGGAUGAGAAAGUAUAUUACAAUUCUGAUAAGAGUAGUAUAAUACAAUUCUGAUGAGAGUAGUAUAUUACAAGUUUGAUGAGAAUAGUAUAUUACAAUUCGGAUGAGAGUAGUAUAUUACAAUUCUGAUGAGAUAGUACAUUACAAGUCUGAUGAGAGUAGUAUAUUACAAUUAUGAUGAACGUUGUUUAUUACAAUUCUGAUGAGAAUAGUAUAUAACAGUUCGGAUGAGAGCAGUAUAUUACAAAUGUGUUGAUAGGAGAAUAUCACAAUUUUCAGGAGAGUAAUAUAUUACAAUUCUGAUGAGAGUAAUAUAUUACGAAUUCUGAUGAAAGUAGUAUAUAACCAUUUUGAUGAGAGUAGAAUAUAACAAUUCGGAUGAGAUUAGUAUAUUAUAAUUCGGAUAGGAGUAGUAUAUUACAAUUCUGAUGAGAGAAGUAUAUUACAAUUCGGAUGAGAGUAGUAUAUUUCAAUUCGGAUGAGAGUAGUAUAUUUCAAUUCUGAUGGGAGCAGUAUAUUUCAAUUCUGAUUAGAACGGUAUACCAUUUCCAAUGAGAGUAUCAUAUUCAGAUCAGAGAAGCAUAUUCUGAACAGGAUCAGAGUAGGAAUACAGACUAGUUUCAGAUUCUGACAAUGCUAUAGAUCAAGAUUCUGACGAGACUAGUUUGAAAUUCCAAUUAUAUAAGUUAAUUUAGAUUCUAAUGGGACUAGUUCAUUAAGAUUCGUAUGUUGUAAUUCUGGUGUAGCCAAUCUUAUUAUCACUCCAGCAUAGGUACUGAUUAUACGUAAUUGGCAAUAUCUAUCCUAAGUUCUGCGUCCAUCUAGUGAUACAUAGAUAUGUCUGCAUUAUAAACACUUUUUACACGUAUAUCCAUUCAUUUCAAAAGCUAUCUGGUAAUACUAUGAUAUACCCUGUCGGGUAAUUUAUGUGAUCCGGACGGGCUACAGACAAGUUUAUGACCGUGUGGAGUUUUCUGCCGUCCAACAUCACCGAUAUAGGUAUAAGGGGCCAAACCUUCGACUCACUUUGACAGCCCUGAGCUUAAUUUAGAAUUUGGGAAAGGUAUACGCGUAAAAUGUUUUAACUAAGAGCCCCAAUCAGUCACGCUAUCACGUGUCAGCUAGUACAACACGCGCAUUCACAGGGUAGGAUAUGCACGUGGUACGUCAAUUUAUAGAGGGAAUACUAUCGACUAUUUGUAGACUAUUUAGACAUGAAUUUUCAUUAUUUUGACCUUAAAUACUACUGAAGAGUUCGUAGUGGACGAUAUGGUAAUAAGGUACAGGAAACAUAUUUUGGCUUUCUCCUUCGACUUCAAAUUCAGCCUUGCUUCGUGGUUUUAGUAAUUUUGUUAAAGUGUAAGAUUUCGGAAAUACACGUGCAUUGAUAUGCUGACUAUUGUUUGAAAUCAACAGCUUAUUUAAUAUAGGUGCCACUCAGUGACUACUUAAAUUGUGGCUUCUUGCACUGUGCCUUUUGAUCAGUGACACAAUACUCCAUUCAGUUCUAUUGGUUUGACAAAAGUCUAAUCAAACUGUAUCUACACAGACACCACGUUUUAAGUAGAAGAAAGUAAAGUGACCCCUAAAUGUUAUACAUAGGACGUCGGAUCAGCUUUGGUAUCCGCAGUGUCCUCAAUUAAAGGGGAAAAGGAAAAACGCGUUUCUGCAUGGAGAGCGUAUAAGUAAGUAAAUGCGAUCAUAUAGUGGCACAAAGCAGGUCAUUGUUUUUAAUGAUAUCCUCGACCCUGUGGAUGUUUUGAGAUUGAGAGCAUUGACGUAUACAAUUGAAUGUAAUUAGUCUGGAGAUGUAUAUCUAUAGCGUUGUAAAAGUCCAGUUAAUGUUAUCUAUUUUCAAUGGUUUCCCCCACAAAUGUAUGCAGCCGCCGUUCAUUGAAUUAACUUCAUUUGAAUAUUUUUAAGAUUCAAUAUUAAUCGCAAAUGUUUGGACUAGUACUAUUUUCGUCGUUUACAAUGUUUAAUAUUUUUGUCUGUUAAGUUAAACACUUGACACAAAAUAUUUUUUUACAAUGCAGUAGUGACCUGACAAGCCUUAUUGAGAAAUAAUUACAAGAAUAAAUUCGGAGCUAAUUGAUCUGGCUAGCAGUUUUUUUCGCAAUAUCAUCUUCAGAUUACAGCAAAAAGAAGGAAACGAAACCGGCUUUGCAUGUACAGUACAAGCGACAUUUAGGUUUAGAUACAAAAUCACAAUUUCCUAUCCUGGUCUUGUGAAUGGAUGAAUGACGUAUGAAGAUUAUGAAAGAUGAUAAAAUUAGGCAAAUAAAUAUAUUUAGUGUUUUGUACACUAAUUUAUGAUA
This is a messenger RNA of Mizuhopecten yessoensis (Yesso scallop), 6327 nucleotides long. RefSeq names its product sodium/glucose cotransporter 4-like. Gene Ontology annotation, biological process: transmembrane transport. Bases 256 to 2214 code for a protein of 652 amino acids. Gene Ontology annotation, cellular component: plasma membrane. The record is from RefSeq and is a predicted model, not a curated record. Gene Ontology annotation, molecular function: D-glucose:sodium symporter activity. The transcript has 15 exons. NCBI's taxonomy places the organism in Eukaryota, Metazoa, Mollusca, Bivalvia, Pectinida, Pectinidae.